Messenger RNA from Clonostachys rhizophaga, 939 nucleotides. NCBI's taxonomy places the organism in Eukaryota, Fungi, Ascomycota, Sordariomycetes, Hypocreales, Bionectriaceae. The record is from the annotation of a GenBank genome assembly.
AUGCCGCCUAUUCGGACACAGGGUAAAAAACGAGGAGCAGCAGUGGCGCUUACAAGUCCGCUCAAAGCUCACGAGCCUGUUGAACCAAAAAGGACUGGAGUCCAGAGGACUAUUGAGUCUUAUUGGAUUCCAACAGAGCGCGCAACGGUUGCGGCCCAACGCGAUACCAUAUCGACGGUAGAGGCCCUAGCGCAAGCAACUAGAGGAGGAGCAGAUGAGGCCCAUAUAGGAUUUGAAGCCUCAGCAACAGACGGAACCAGAGCAUUAGAAGAAUUUGCGAAAAAUGAGGGGCGGAAAGAAGCGGACUUUCGAGACAAUCGGGAGUGGGAAACAUAUCAUCGAAAUUGGCUUGGAAAGAAGACAAAGAUGGUGGGAUUUGGCUCUGGAUUCAACCUGCAGGAUGAACAUAUCAACAAACUGAUCUCAGUUGGGCCUCAUAUAUGUCGUAAUCUGACGCACUUUACGUUCGAUUACCGUGAUGUGAGUUAUGGUGCUAAGAAUUCGGCUUCAGAUCUCACGGACGAGGCUGUGGUUCGUCUUGUCAAGUUAUGUCCCAAACUUCGCUGCAUGCAGCUUCAGGGAGCCUCAGGCCUCACGGACAUCACACUUGAAGCUAUAUUUAGGCAUUGUCCCGACAUCUCUUACGUAGAGCUCACUACUACACAUGGCGGGUGUGGAAAAAAGGGGCUGAAUGGAUCAGCCCUUCAGAUGUUGCGGGAGCAUCCUGAUUGGGGCACCAAGUUGAAAACACUCCGGUUUCCAGACCAAGGUUACGACGGGCGCAAUCCUCUCACGCGGGCAGUGCGUGCUCUCACCAAGGAAAGGGACAUGCUCUCAGUCGAGCUUGUCAGCGUCCUCGAGUACAAGAAAUGGGGAGAUUGGGAGCUCGAAGUUCGGCAUGACGUGUUUCGCAACGGAAGGAAACAGUCUAGGUUUUGA